Molecule: messenger RNA, 3884 nt
Organism: Rhinolophus ferrumequinum (greater horseshoe bat)
Lineage: Eukaryota; Metazoa; Chordata; Mammalia; Chiroptera; Rhinolophidae
Gene: ZNF394
Product: zinc finger protein 394
Exons: 3
Coding region: 174-1826 (550 amino acids)
Biological process (GO): regulation of transcription by RNA polymerase II
Molecular function (GO): DNA-binding transcription factor activity, RNA polymerase II-specific; RNA polymerase II cis-regulatory region sequence-specific DNA binding
Source: RefSeq, a predicted model, not a curated record
CCUUUUUUUGUCACCAAAGAGGCAGGUCCUAAGUGGCACAGCUGUGGAUAGGAGGAGUCCCGGAGGGGGCCGCUGUUUGGGGAGAGCCCAUGAGUUUCUUGGGUUUUUGCAGGGAUUGCUCUCUUCUCACCUGAAGGUAAAACUCGGGGCAAGUCGACAGGGUCCAAAGAAAGAUGAGUUCGAUCUUCACCGCAAGUCAAAGCAGCGACGCUGAGGCGGAGACCUGGAGGGUGGCUGGGGGGGCCAGGGUCGCCGCGCCGCCCCUGUGUGAUGGACUUUUGAUAGUUAAAGUGGAGGAAGACUCAGCCGGAGGUCGGGAGCCCGACCCACCAGGGGACUGUCACGAUUCCGAAGCUUGUCGACAACAUUUUAGGCAGUUCUGUUACCAGGAAGUGGCGGGACCCGAAGAGGCGCUUAGCCGGCUCAGGGAACUUUGUCGUCGGUGGCUGAGGCCUGAGAUGCACUCCAAGGAGCAGAUCCUGGAGCUCUUGGUGCUGGAGCAGUUCCUGACCAUCCUGCCCGCCGAGCUGCAGGCCUGGGUGCGGAAGCACUGCCCCGAGAGCGCGGAGGAGGCCGCAGCGGUAGUGCGGGCUUUUCAGAGAGCGCUCGGGGCCACCUCUCCCCAGGGUUUGGUGAAGGUCAAGGAUGUGGCUGUGUCUCUCACCUGGGAGGACUGGGAGCAUCUGGACGCAGUGCAGAGGGACUUCUACAGGGAGAGCACACCGAAGGAUUAUGGGAACACAGUCCCGCCACGUUUGGAAACCAGAACUGAGAACAAAGAGUUGAUUCCAAAGCAAGAAUUUCUAGACGUAGAGCCACAGAGGCAGCUACAAGAAGGGUCCCAGGGGAAGGCUCCCCCGUUUUCCAAGUGUGGCGAUACACAUGAGAGGGUCGAAAAGCAAUCAGGAAACCACUCAUCACUGAAACUUGAACAUUCUCCUGAAGAGCAAGGACUCACCAGCAUCUCAGAUCUCACAAAUGGUUACACAGAAGGGGGGGACUCCAAAAAUAAUGAAUUUGGGAAUAGUGCCAGUUCAAACUUUGUUCUUUGUCAGCAUGACCUGACAGUAGAGAGGUCCAUUAAUGUUGAAGAACGUGGCAGCAAGUGCAAACAGAGUUUGGGUCCAGUGAAACUUCCAGUAGUGAAACCUCACAGAUCUAUUGACAACGAGGAAAAUUUCCAUAGUCCAGGCCUCUUUGAGGCCCUAAGGCAGUUCCGUGAAGAAAGACCUUAUAAAUGUGAUAACUGUGAGAAGAGUUUCAAACAGCGUUCUGAUCUCUUUAAACACCAGAGAAUCCACACUGGGGAGAAACCCUAUGAAUGCCAAGAAUGUGGGAAGAGCUUCCGUCAGAGUGCUGCCCUGAUUAAACAUCAGAGGACACAUACAGGGGAGAAGCCAUACAUAUGUUCCAAAUGUGGGGACAGCUUCAGACAGAGCUCACAUCUCAAUCGGCAUAAAAGAAUCCACAUAGGUGAGAAGCACUACAAAUGUAAUGAAUGUGGGGAAAUCUGCCGAAUUUCUAACCGUUUUAGACAUCAGAGAAUCCAUAAAGGGGAGAGACCCUAUACCUGUGAAGAAUGUGAGAAGAGCUUCAAACGGUGCUCUGACCUCUCUAAACAUCAGAGAAUCCACACUGGGGAGAAGCCUUAUAGAUGUUCUGAAUGUGGGAAAUGCUUCAGUCAGAGUGCAACCCUCAUUACGCACCAGAGAACUCACACUGGAGAAAAACCUUAUAAAUGUCUUGAAUGUGGGGAAAGCUUUAGACAGAGUCCACACCUUAUCCGACACCAAAGGAUCCAUAGAAAUAAAGUCCCAUCAUUUUGACAUGCUUCUGCAUGAGCUGUUUUGUAUUUCUUCUUCUUUUUUUUUUUUUUAUUGCCCAGAAACUACAUUCUUUGGCUUGUGAAGUAUUUCAGUCUAUUGUGGAUCGUAUUUCCUUGGGCAUCAUACCCAAGAUAGAUUUGGUCUGACUCAAGUCUCCAGACACACGUUGAUAGAGUAUUGCUAUGAAGGAGAAAUGCACAAGUCGGGAGCCCCUCCAGCAGAUGGUUCCAUGGAGGAGACCUAAGGGCUGACAAGAGUAAGGGCUGACAUGCGACAUUCUGUCCUUGUCUCUUCACUCUUCCUACCUCUGCUCAGGGACCAAAUCUUUGAUUCCUUUCCUAUUUGAUUCCUUUCCACUCCAAUUCCUUUCCUAAGAAUUAAUUUUAGUCACUUAGAAUUGUCUUUCCCCUUAGGUGGUAGAGAGGAUUUCAAAUACUUUAUCAUCCAAAACACCUCGUACAGUUCAGUGCAUACAAGAGCCACUUUGUAUUUUUGACUUGAAAAAAAAUUAACUUUGUAGAGUCUCUCUUUCCCAUUCUUUCCCUGUUGGGUUAAACAACUAAAAACUUGGAUUAGAUCUUAAGUCUAUCUUACUCUCUUUCUAGUUCUGCACACUCGUAAUAUGUAUUGCAUCCAAAUUCUUUUUGAACCUUUUUUUUAAGUUAAGGGGAUAUAAGCACAUUCUUGGAUAUUUGGGAAAACACUAUAGGAAAAAAUUACCUAUACUCCCACACCUGAUCUGUUACUGGCAUUUACAAUGGACCCUUGAGCAACGCGGGGGUUAGGGGCACCUAUACAUUCUGUGCAGUCCAAAAUCUGUGUAUAACUUUUUGACACCCCAAAAAUUUCAGUCAUUCCUAGGUAUCCAUGGGUAUUGGUUGUAGGAACCCUGUGGGUAUGAAAAUCCACAUAUGCUCAAGUCCCUUGUAUAAAAUGCUGUAGAAAAAUGCAUAUAAUCAGCCCUCCACAUUUGUGGAUUCCCAACCAUGGAUUGAAAAUACUGUCUUUCAUCUGUGUUUGGUUGAAUCCAUGGAUGUGAAACUCGUAGAUACAGAGGGCCGACUGUAUUGAAAAAAGUCUGCAUAUAAGCAGAUCUUCACAGUUUAAACCCGUGUUGUUUAAGGGUCAGCUGUAUUUCCUUCUGAUUUUUUCUGUGCAUAUUUUUAUAUAAUAAAAAUAGUUUUUAUAUUUCGUAUCUUUAAUGUGUAUUAAGGAUUUUACAUGGUUUUCAUAAAUUUUAUGUUUAAUGGCUACACCAUAGUCCAUCAAGUAGAUGUAACAAUUGACCCAUUUUCCUUUUAUUGGACAUUUCAAGCAUUUGCCGUCUUGUAUUAUUGCAAGCAUUGCUAUAGUGAAUACCAUUAUAAUUUGGAUUGUUCUUUAGAAUCUCAGGCUAGGUUCCCAUGUAGAAUUCCUUGAUCAGUGUGUGAGCUACUUUUGGCUUUUAAUACACCUUCCCAAUUUCCUUCCCUGGAAGCAAAUGCCAAAUUACAUCCUAUUAUGAGACUUCUACUCUAGCUUUAUCACCUUACUUCACAUUAACUUUUUUACCUAAAUGUACAAAAACCGAAACGAAAUUAACUGCCUUUCAGAACUCACGUUCUUGACCUUGGAUGUGGUAGAAUAGCAGUGCAUGCUAUCUCCUUUGACCCUCCUUAAAACCAGCAGAAGUUACCGUGGAAGGGCUGGCUUAGAUGCAUUCAGGCUUCAGGGGGUCAUGUGGAGUAUUUAACUUUUAUUUAAAUGAGAUUUAGUAUUAAGAGAAUUGGGCUGAGGGUGAGGCGAUGGUAAAAGUUGAAGCAGGCCAUGAGCUUGUUUUCCCCAAGCUUAUCAAGGUUAUUUGCCCCAGGUCAGAUAGCUAGUAGAUAGUCAUACAUACAUAUAUAUAACCUGGUACAGGUGCUGAUCCUUGUGUUCUUUUUACUAGAGGCAUUUUGCAAACUUAGAAUGGACCGUCUUCUCUCCAUUUUUAGUUUUCCUCUAUUCUUCUCCUCUUCUCCUUUCUAUAGACAUUUACUGUUACCUACGUACUACUUGAAUUUCCCACAUAUAUGCCUU